Messenger RNA from Scleropages formosus (Asian bonytongue), 2255 nucleotides. It is a transcript of the gene c20h8orf33, whose product is annotated as chromosome 20 C8orf33 homolog. The record is from RefSeq and is a predicted model, not a curated record. The coding region runs from base 554 to 1540 and encodes 328 amino acids. NCBI's taxonomy places the organism in Eukaryota, Metazoa, Chordata, Actinopteri, Osteoglossiformes, Osteoglossidae. The transcript has 7 exons.
UGGGAAAAUGUGAAUAAAGUGUCCAACCACUGGGGGGGAUUACAGGCAAAAUAAAGAGUCAUCAUAAAUCCCGAGGUCGCUAUGGAGACUGGCAAGGAUGGUUUAAGGUGCCUCUCUGCGAGAAAACGAGGUUCUUGGUCUCAGAGCAUUAGUUUCCUGUGUCUAAUAAAACGUUCGUUACGGACGCUGCCGGUGCGUCCUUGUUCAUCCCAUCCGACCACAGACCGCUGCGCGCCACAAUAAUAAUAGCAUAGCGGAACUUCGAAACUCUGAUACGCUUGUUCCGAACGGACAGAAGUGCGGACGGACAGAGUGUGACGUCACCGCGCUCCCGUUGGCUGUGCGCGUAGAAAUGAAGCGCUGCGCGAACUAACGUGUCGCUCGUUCGUGAGGCUCCUUGGGGGGACUUUGCAAGAUGAACUUGACUGGUGCAUCCAACAGCUUGAGAGAAGCUUGUUGACAGAUAGUCACUCCCCAGGAAGCGAAGGAGAGCCGGCGAGCGCUCGGCGUGCUGCGCUCCCGCAGGACCCCGUCGCUGAGGAAGAGGCAGGUGAUGCAGAUGGUGUUUGGCGACUACGGGCGACGGAUGACGGACGACCGCGAGGGACAGACGCGCACGGCGAGGGCGGCACAUCCCCGAUCCAGCAGGGACGAUAGAGGGUUCAUCUGGGCUCCCAGCAACAACUCCUUCGUCUUCAACUUCUUCCCAGAUGGCACAACGAUGCAGGGUGCAGAAACUGCCGGAAUGAAUCCUGCCGCUCAGGAACCUGGCGCUCGGGGGGCCGCAGCUCCUUCAACAGGCCAGGGAGAGGGCUUCACCUUUAACUUCCACAUACCUUCAGAGACGCCAGUCGAGGCUGGUCCAGGCGCUGACACGGCAGCGUCUGUGGGACAGGGAGACCCUGGUGUUGGUGCCGUUGACAAUUCACAGGACACUGAGCAGAGCACAAAGUCUGCGGAUUCCACAGUCAAGAAGAAGAAACCCAGGAAGAAGAAGAAAAAGUCAGAGGGAACUGAAGGCCAGAACAAAACAACAGUGGCAUCCCAGAGUGGAGCAUCCAGUAGCACAGCAGAACCAGUGUGUGUGCUGACUGCAGAGCAGAUGCUGGCCAGAGAACUUGACUGGUGUAUCGAACAGCUGGAGCUGGGCCUGAGAACACAGAAAUCAACCCCUAAACAGAUGGAGGAAGCUUCUCGAGCUCUAAAGACCCUGCGUAGCGGUAAAGCCCACCUUGCGAAGAAGAGGCAGGUGAUGAGGACCGUGUUUGGUGACUACAGGAAAAAGAUGGAAGAGGAAAAUGCCAGACAAGUUAAACUAAUUAAGGAAGCUGUGAAGUCGGCCCGUGUCACCGCUGUGUCGGAGCCCAUCAAGAAGCCCGUCUUCCGGAGAAGAGCAGAGUGCAGAAGGCAGAGCCAGGGGCAAAAGCAGAGCGAUCAGGGCCAGAGUGAGACCCAGACUCCAGAGGGGGGGCCCAGGUCCGAUAGUGAGAGAUUCGUCUUCACCCCUUCCCAGGAGGAGUUCUGUUUCAGCUUCUUCUGAUCCACUCUCCUGUCCUACUCAAGUGCCUGAUGAUGCAAAUACUUCAGUCUUUAUCUGUGCUUUGUGGAGAAUAAGACCAUUUUACUGUGGCUGUAAGAAGUAUAUCUCUUUUUCUUUAAUAAAAUAUGAAACUUAGUUUGAGAGUCAUUUGAAAUGGAUCCUGAUUGCAGUAGUUGGAAAAUAAGGCUGGCUGUUUGAGUACUGAUGCUACAGCCUCCAAAGCACCUGCACGUUCCGGAAGUAAUACUAUUAACCAUCGAGUUGAGUGACAAAGCAAGUGACCAUAUCUGCAGAGGAAUGCAACAGGUUUUCAACUUGUUCUGAACAGAAAAGUCCAUUCAAACAUAGUAUCAGUUGACUGCAGGUCUACAUUAAUAUUUGGUAAAAUAUAACUGAUAUGUAGAUGUAUUUCAUCUGAAAAGUUAUACUAGUGUAUACUUUUCAGGUUGUAGCCUCCCGCCUCCUAACACGGGACAGAAACAUCACACCUCACCUCUAGGAGGCGAUAGCUCCUCAUCUACAGUCGCAGGAAGUCAUUGGGACCGAAGCUGCUGCCAGGGACCCUGCAGCCAUACCUCAUUUUGGAGACCAGUGACGUUCGGAAGACUGUCAGCAGCUGUCUGCCUUUUACGCUGUGACAGUUGUCCUUGGCAGAUGUUUGCAGUACCAAAUUAAAACCCUCAGUGUAAAAUGAUCAGAGAUUUACUGGAACGCU